This is a messenger RNA of Harpegnathos saltator (Jerdon's jumping ant), 767 nucleotides long. It is a transcript of the gene HLH54F, whose product is annotated as basic helix-loop-helix domain-containing transcription factor HLH54F. Gene Ontology annotation, biological process: regulation of transcription by RNA polymerase II; developmental process. Gene Ontology annotation, molecular function: protein dimerization activity; RNA polymerase II transcription regulatory region sequence-specific DNA binding; DNA-binding transcription factor activity, RNA polymerase II-specific. The record is from RefSeq and is a predicted model, not a curated record. Bases 142 to 651 code for a protein of 169 amino acids. The transcript has 3 exons. NCBI's taxonomy places the organism in Eukaryota, Metazoa, Arthropoda, Insecta, Hymenoptera, Formicidae.
UCCACUUGGUCCUCUUUUCGACUUCACUUCGAGAACUUGAACCACCAAUUAGUUUAACGCCGGAGACGCGGCCUCUCGCGACGUUUCGCCGAUAGAUAGCCGUAUAAAGAAGCCAUCGAUUACGAUUAGCAGAUAAACAGGAUGCCCCGGAAGAGGCGCGCGUCGACCUCGUCGUUGGAGGAGUACCCCUCGGAGGAGAAGUACGCGAAGGACGACAUGGACAGCCGGGCGCCGCGAAACGCGGCCAACGCCCGCGAACGCGCCAGGAUGCGUGUCCUAAGCAAGGCAUUUUGCAAAUUGAAAACAACUUUGCCCUGGGUGCCUUCCGACACCAAGCUGAGCAAACUCGACACCUUGAGACUCGCCGCGACUUAUAUCGCUCAUCUACGAGCGGUGCUCAAGGACGACGGUGAGGCUCAUCCUGAAAGCACCAAGUCCUUGUCGCUGACUUUGUCGUGGCCAUUCGCCAUACAAAACAGCAACGCCGCCGCGAUGAUGAACAACAGUUGCAAUGUGUCCUCCUCGACUUCCACGGGCUGUAAUCAGUAUCGAGGACAGCAGGCGACUCACGACAUACAAAACUUCCAUCAUUCGGGGCAUCAGGGCGCGUCGACGCGCCACAAUCAGGAGCAACAGCUCUCUUAUUUCUAACGAGAAGAACAAAAAAGGAGGAGAGAAGGAAGGAAACCUCCUGACAAUCGGAGAACUAGAGCGAUAUCUACGAAGAGAGAGAGAGAGAGAGAGAGAGAGAGAACGAGAGAGAGAGA